Molecule: messenger RNA, 5986 nt
Organism: Salvelinus sp. IW2-2015
Lineage: Eukaryota; Metazoa; Chordata; Actinopteri; Salmoniformes; Salmonidae
Product: rho family-interacting cell polarization regulator 2
Source: RefSeq, a predicted model, not a curated record
CGUCCAUCCAUCCCCACACACACACUCGCCCUGGUGCAGUGUGUGAGUGAUCAGUCAGAAGAAGAGCAGCUCUCAGUCAUUGUCUGCCUGCCUGGCUUCUCUGCUCAGGCUGGAUCUGAUUCCUGACAGGGAGCGGCCAGCCAUCGCCCGGAGCAGGAAGAAGAGGCCACACAACGCUGAUUCAAUUUUACACUGGAGUCACCCAGAAACAAACCAACCGAUCCUUAACCACCCAGAGAAGAAAAAUAGAAGGAAAAAAAAGACGAGGGGAAAAGAAGUGAUGGCUUUUGCCGACAUUGGAGAGGACCAGGAUGACCUAAAUGAAGUGAUGCGUGAGGAGAUGGAGGACGUCUUCAUCUAUGAUGGAGUGUCGUCCCGCGUCCCAGAGAUCAUGGCGGCUGGAACCCACUCCCCCGGGGGACCCAAUGGGAUCAUCCGGAGCCAGUCCUUCGCCGGCUUCAGCACGCUGCAGGAGAGACGCUCGCGGUGUAACUCGUUCAUGGGGAACUCUGCGGUGCAGAAGAAGCCCACGUCCAAGCCUAAGAAGCCCCAUCUGUCAGGGCACAAGGCCAGCAGCGGCUCCAGAGUGCCCCAGCCCAAGAGGGUGGAGGAGGUGUACGGGGCCCUCAAACAAGGCCUGGAUGAGUAUCUGGAGGUAUACCAGACUGAGCUGGAUAAACUCACCGCUCUGAUGAAGGACAUGAAGAGGAACUCCAGACUGGGAGUCCUGUACGAUCUUGACAAGCAAAUCAAAACCAUCGAGAGGUAUAUGAGGCGGUUGGAGUUUCAUAUGAGCAAGGUGGAUGAGUUGUAUGAGGUGUUCUGUAUCCAGAGGAAGCUGAGAGAGGGAGCCAGUAAGAUGAAGCAGGCCUUCUCUGCCUCUCCCUCCACCAAGGCCACCAGAGAGAGCAUAUUAGAGGUCAACCGCAGAUACAAGGAGUACACAGAGAAUAUGAGCACGUUUGAGGUGGAGCUGGAGAACCUGUUGGGGGAAUUCCAUAUCAAAAUGAAAGGUCUUGCUGGCUUUGCUCGUCUGUGUUCAGGAGAUCAGUAUGAGAUCUUCAUGCGGUAUGGGCGUCAGCGCUGGAAGCUGAAAGGGAAGAUAGAGGUGAACUCCAGACAGAGCUGGGACGGAGAAGAGAUGGUCUUCACGCCCCUCAUCACAGACCUCAUCAACAUCAAAGUUACCGAGCUGAAGGGUUUAGCCACUCACAUCCUAGUGGGCAGUGUGAUCUGUGAGACCAAGGACCUGUUCACGGCCAUGCCUCAGGUGGUGGCUGUCGAUGUCAACGACCUGGGAACAAUCAAACUCAAUCUGGAGGUCACAUGGUUUCCGUUCGAUGUGGAGGACCUGACCCUGUCUUCAGGCAACGUGAGCAAGGCCACCGCCCUGCAGAGACGGGUGUCUGUCUACAGCCAGGGCACGCCAGAGACACCCACCUUCCAGGACCAGUCCUUCUUUGAGUGGCACCCCCGCCCCUCCCCAACCCAGCAUCGCUUCUCCUUCUUCCACGCCCUGAGGAACUCCCUGUUAGAGAAGCUGAGACGCAGUCGCUCCUUUGGCGACCUGGCCUCCCUCCGCCCCAGGCCCAAGUCCAGGCUGGAGGUCUAUUCCACCCUCCCCGACGACGUCUUUGAGAACGGUGGGUGUGGCAACUCGUGCAAGCGCCUCUCCUUCACCUUUUCCGAUACGUCAGUCUCCUCUCUCAGCCCAAGCCUCGCGCCCGGCCAGUCCAACCCCGAAAUCACUGUCACGCCGCCUGACACCAACCAUUGGCCUCAAAUACCCCCCAGGGAAGACAAAGGGGUAGAAGAGACGGUUCGGGUGCAUGCAGACGUAGUGGAAGAGGAGGGUGAGGAGGAAGAGGAGAGUGGUGACAGCGGCGGUAGCGUGAGUGUUAGCCUGGUCAGCGAGGAGGUGGAGUCAGAGUGGGAGAGGGCAGAGUUCCAGCUUAACGCAGGUUCUUCCUCUCUCUGCUCGGAGAGCCAGUUGUCAGCUGUGGCUCCUGAGGAUGUGUUCCUGGACCACGCUGGGUCUGACAGGGAUGGAGAUGAGGACGACAGCUCGGAGCUGCUGAAGCCCGUGGAACUGGACACUGAAGAACCAGGCAGCUUGACCAGGCAACUGGUGAGGAGGCUGACGUCGUCCGACAUUCUGCCCGAGGUGGUGGGUCUGAGCUGGGCCGGGGAGGGAAGCAGGGCCUUCCUGGAGAGCAGCCUGGAAGAGGCCCUGCACAGCCUGCUGCUGAGGCUGGAAUCACUGAGACAACGCUGUAGAGAGCUGCAGGACCUGGAACAGGAAGUGAUGCGCCUGGAGGACCUGCUCAAAUGUCGUCUCCCGGGCCACAGGAGCAGGUCGUCCAGCCUCAGCCUGACAGUUGAGAGUGCUCUGGAGAGCUUUGACUUCCUCAACACCUCCGACUUCGACGACGAUGACACGGGUGAUGACCAUGCCCUCCACCACUCUGUGUUCUUUGACAUGGAGGUGGAGAGGAUUGGGCCUGGAGGCCAGCACCCAGAGGCCAGGGGCCACCUGAGUGAAGCCCUGACGGAGGACACCGGGGUGGGCAACAGUGUGGCCGGCAGCCCCCUGCCUCUCACCACCGGCAAUGAGAAUCUGGACAUGGCCAUCGUCAUUCAUCUGCAGUACUGCGAUCAUCUCAUCCAGCUCCUGUCCAGUGGAGGGAGCCCUUGGCAGCGUAGAGCCCAGCUCCAGAAGCUGUCAGCUCAGACUCAGCUGUUAGAGGAUCUUGGAGAAUUCAGCACAGAACACCUGGGGAGCAUCACCUCGGCUGCUGACGUGCUCCCAGGGCUGGCAGAGCGGCCAGGGCUGAUGGCUCUGUGGUCAGAGUGUAGUGGUUCUGGAGGACAGUUUCACACUACGCUGGACCGGGUGCUUAAACACAUGCACCACAGCUACACCAGUCCACUGCAGGAGAGGCACCCACACACCACAGCUGAAACAGUGAUCUGGCUGGUGGUGAGUGAGAUGGUGGACAGGAGUGAACUGGCCUCCCCUCCUCCCUCGGCCCUGUCCCAGGACGUCCUCACAGUGUUCCAAUUCCACAGCUACGUCUCAGAGCACAGUGUUGGGGACAUGGAGGAACACCUACUGCGGGUGGCCAGAGAGGCUGUGUUUGCGGAAGGCCUGAGCAGCGGCGACUCGGCGCGUUGUCUAAAGGAAUUAGAAGAGAUGUCACACACCGGCCUGUGUCCCCAGUUGCAGACUCUCAGGGCCCUGGCCUCCCUCCUCUCCCACAAAGACCCCCAGCUCAGCAAGGCCGCAACUGCCUACAUCACUUCCGCUGCCUCUCACACACCCUUUAGGUCAAAGGCGGUGGACUGCUACACACAGUCCUUGUCGGAGGGGGGAGUUCUGACCCAAAGGUCUGCCUGCGCUGCUCUCAGUUGUCUACAGGCAGUAGAGAGUAUCCGAGCGGUGGUGUUGCUGUGUGACUCGGCAGACGAGGAACUUCACCACAUUGCCAUAGAAACCCUGCUCACCUUGGGAGAGGAGGGGCGUCUGGCRUAUGAGCAGCUGGACACGGUGCCCAGGGAGCUGGUACAACUGGGGACACGGCGAGGGAACGCUGUCACCACCGCCUUCUGAAAGCACAGGUCUAAUUAACUUAACCUAGGAGCAGCAUAACCACAGGAGGGGGACAACCCCCCCCCAACAGAACAACCUGUCCUGGCCUCCCUCCACUGCGCCUGAACAUGCAUUUGAAUGGACACAGCUAGGGGGAGGGGCCUGAUCAAAGCAGAGGAGCCCAACUAAUCAUCAAAGGGCCACAUGUCUCAUCCUUCUCAACAGACUGGUCUAAAUCCUAGCUGUCCACUGACCACCACUAUUAAGCAAUCUCUCACUGCACAGACAGAGCCUAUUUACUAUCAUAACUAUUAUUAUGAAUCUUAUUAUCACGGUUGUGUUUGACAUUGUUAUAAUCAGUAUCACAGUUAUGAUUGCUUUAUAUAACUGCUAUUAAUUAUUUGUUUUAGUAAGUGACGUUCACAUUAGUCGACGGCUAUUUGCGCUUUUCGAAUUGCACUGUGGCAGGCAUGUAAAUAUAAUAGCACAGCAUUAUACUCUGUGUGAUAAUGAGUGACGCAUCUAAAUGGAUUGAGUUGGUGUUUUUCUGGUAUGCACCGUUGAGUUUCAGGGAUUUUACAAGACAGUUUGAACACUUUCUGUCAGUGUGUCAUGGAUGAGAAGUCAGAAGACAGAUUCAGGUUGCUCAGGAUGAGGUAGUUAAGCAAUGUUCGCAAUCUCACGUCAUCAACAUGCAAAAAGAGGAGGACGGUGUCUUACCGGCCAGCAAUAUCCUCACGUCAUCAACAUGCACAACGUGAAGAGAGAAUCAUAUACUUGGACUGCUUAAUAAACUCUUCUACCCACACAUGCCUGGGAUCUGCAUUCAGAGUUUGAUUGAAUGUCUGCUUGCUGAGAACUGAUUUGAGAUCAGUUGUUUAAGCCACUGGAGAUUGAUCAGAAUCUAUUGUUUUGGAAGCAGGUUGGCCUCCAUGCAUGUGCCCAUUAAUACAUGUACUGCUCUUUUCAUCCUAUUGGUACUAAUGCAGUCUAGGAGUGUGUUAGUUAGGUAAUGUUAGUGAGAAAGGAGAAUGUAAGUGCUCCAUAACGGUACAGAUCAGAACCAAGGGGUUUGUUGGGAUGUUGCCGAGGCUAUAGUGCUCCGUAUAGCUUCUUAUGCCUAUUGUAACUAUACUACUGAGUCCGUGGCUUCUUUGCCACGACAACAAAACAUGUUUGUUUCUCGACCUAAUUUAUUAUUUUAUUUACACGUCACAUUUUGGAUUCUAAUAUUCUUUAAUUUGCAUUAACUUUUUUGAGUAAGAGGGCAGAAUGCAGAUACUAGUAAAAUAGCUGUAUAUUUGUUUCAUAUCCUGCUUCUGGUUGACAUUUGAAAUAUUGGCCUCAAAUUCAUUUUGGGAAUGAUCUUGCUUAUCUCUUAUGGAAUUUGUUUAUACGUUUAAAGGAAAAAUCCACUCAAACUAUAUUUUGGGACCGUAUCAACAGUAGACUAAUGAAAACAAAUACCAAAAAGCUGUUUGAGUGGAUUCUUCCUUUAAGUAGAAUGGAUGGCUGAUAUUAUUUGGAGAGGAUUUGCCAAUAUCAUAUAGCUUUGCUCCAAAUGGGACAGUAGAUAUUAGAGAAUGUUACUUUAUUACACAAGUGACUUAUAACCAAAGUUAAAGCCUGAAUUUAAGAAAAUCAACUUUAGUAAGAAUKAAUUAUGAACCUAUCUGCAACCUGGCCUCUACACCCAGACUCACCUGAAAAGCACAACAAUAUUAAUCAAUGUUAUCUAAAUGAUCAUCUCAAUCCUGUGACAUUACAUCGGGUUCUAACUAAUUGCACACUCUCCAAAAGCCAUAGCGAUGAAAAAGGUGUAUUUAAGGCAGUAAUAUGUGUGAUAAUGUCAUUUUUUUCUUUUGUAUAUUAAAGCUGUAAGUGUGAGUUGUUAAAUAUGGCUUUUUGUUUUUCUAUGUGAAAGUGUGGCCUUGUGUUCUCUGAACAUGGUCUAUACUUUGAGUAACAAUGUGCCUGUUUCUCCCAUGAUGUGAAUAACAUUACAGUAUUUUGGUAAGAUGAUACUCGUUACUUCAAGAACUAAUCUAACAACAUCCUUGUUGUGUUCUCCACGAGGCCUCUGCUUUCUUUCUACUAGAAGUGACCAGUGUUGUGAAUUGACAUUUUGCUUCUAUUCCAAUCCAAGUCAUCAGAUUAAACACGUAGGUCAAAUAUUUCAACGUUGUUUGAUAUUCAUCAUAUUUUAUGUAACCACACAUGAUUUGCAUUAUAUCUUUACAUUAUGGUGAACCUUGGACUUGGAACAGAAAGCACACGGAAAGGUCAUGUCACAUAGCUUCAGUAGACUGCAUUAUAUUAUUUUCUCCUUUUGGUUUACAGUAUUUCUCCUGCUCAAUGAAAGUGGCAAUAAAGUUUAUUUUUGCAUAAUUAUGAAAA